AUGUCUAUCGAGGAUAAACUCAGAGUGGUCGCUUCCUCUGCACUUGAGACGCUUUUCUCGUCUCAUGCAAUUACCGUUCCAAUAUCCUCGUUCGACUUGCUCACUCGUAUCAUCGCGCAAGGCCCUCCUGCCGCAGGCCUCUUUCCCGGCUCGACGCCUGCUCCUAGGUUCCGCCUCAUAGACAUCGCACGCUUUGAGCGUAUUCUAGAACAGCUCUCAGAGAAGUGGGAUAAUGGCAAGAUCGCUCUUUCCCGGGAGGAGGCUGGCGACGGAGGUCUCACUGUGAUGGACGUCAGGCUUGGAGUUUCCUCAGACGACCAGGGCGACGGACUGCAAACGUCUCUCCGCAAGAAGAGGAAGCGUGUCGUAGACGAAGACGAUGAUUCAGCGGCGGGUGCGAAGGAGGAGGAGGAGACUCCGGAGGUCGAGAGAGCGGAAGCAUGGAAGCCACCUCCAAGUACGCUCGAGAGUCUGAACAAGACGAUGAAGGAGGUGUAUGCACUCAUGCAGCGUAGCUCCGCCAAGGGCAAGCUUUUAGCCGAGCAGUUCCGUUCGAUCACUGGGAGCUUCGAACCCAUUUGCACUCACAUCACCAAGGACGAGUGCGCGCGCGCGCGACGCGAGUCCCAGACACAGUCAAGUCCAUCGAAGGCCGUACCCGCCAUCUGCGACCGUAUCCACUUCCGUCCCCUCAUCCGGCCACACACCGAUCCCGCGCUGGGACACUGUUCAUACCUCAACACAUGCUACUCCGAGCCGACGUACGCACAAUCCCCCUCGAUACCCCCACUGCCGUCGCAUAGGCAGAUGCAGUACGGUGCCCAGGGCCAGGGUCCUGUGAGCUUGCCCAGCGGCCUGGGAGCCGGUGGACGGGGAAAGGAGAAGGCCCCGUGUCGAUAUCUGCACUUCGAGGUGGAUUGGGACGUGAAUGAUGGUCAGGGUAUGCUGGAACAGCGGCUAGUCCCCAAGAAGAAGCCGUAUAGGCUGGAGCUCGGUCUCGGUCCAUUGCAAAAGGAGGCCAAGCCUCUUCCUCCACAAUGGAUCAAUUGCGACCUGCGCAGGUUUGACUACUCGGUGUUGGGCAAGUUCCAUGUCAUCAUGGCAGACCCUCCAUGGGACAUCCACAUGAGCCUGCCCUACGGAACCAUGACAGACGACGAGAUGCGCGCAAUGCCCAUACCCGCCCUCCAAGACGAAGGUCUGCUCUUCCUCUGGGUCACUGGGCGCGCCAUGGAGGUCGGGCGCGAGUGCCUCCGCGUCUGGGGCUACACGCGCGUUGACGAGGUCGUUUGGGUGAAGACGAACCAGCUUCAACGCGUCAUCCGCACCGGGCGCACGGGGCACUGGCUCAACCACACGAAGGAGCACAUGCUUGUCGGGGUAAAGACCGUCACGGACGAGCAUGGGAACUUGAAGUUCCCGUCGUGGGCGAACCGGGGGUUAGACACGGACGUGAUCGUGUCGGAAGUGAGGGAGACGAGCCGGAAGCCGGACGAGGUGUAUGGGUUGAUCGAGCGCAUGUGUCCUGGAGGGCGCAAAAUUGAGAUAUUUGGGCGGAGACAUAACACGCGUCCUGGGUGGUUGACUCUCGGCAACCAGCUGGGCGCGGACCAGAUCUACGAGGAGGAUCUCAGGGCGAGGAUCAAAGCCAGAUAUCCGGAAAGGACUCUGAACCCGCCUCCGGAAGCCCUUGGACAUUGAGUACAUUGGACUCUAUCUUUACGGAUCUUCGUUCGCUUUCGUAGACUCAGCUUUAUCGUCGUUUGUUCUCGCCUUUCGCACGUGUACUGACAUGACACUUGUAUCAAUACGUGUAUCAA
Messenger RNA from Dichomitus squalens LYAD-421 SS1, 1820 nucleotides. RefSeq names its product MT-A70-domain-containing protein. Lineage: Eukaryota; Fungi; Basidiomycota; Agaricomycetes; Polyporales; Polyporaceae. The transcript is spliced from 6 exons. Gene Ontology annotation, molecular function: mRNA m(6)A methyltransferase activity. The record is from RefSeq and is a predicted model, not a curated record. Gene Ontology annotation, cellular component: RNA N6-methyladenosine methyltransferase complex; nucleus. The coding region runs from base 1 to 1701 and encodes 566 amino acids.